Molecule: messenger RNA, 981 nt
Organism: Anopheles gambiae (African malaria mosquito)
Lineage: Eukaryota; Metazoa; Arthropoda; Insecta; Diptera; Culicidae
Product: UPF0389 protein CG9231
Exons: 3
Coding region: 269-778 (169 amino acids)
Source: RefSeq, a predicted model, not a curated record
AAGUGUGUACACCUCCUUUGACAGCUGCCCAGCUGCUUAUUGCUGUUGUUGUUGUUUCACGGCUGUUGUGUUGUUGGUGGGGGAAGCGAUCCGCGAGCGAUUGGUAUUUCUCUUACAAAAGUAAAUAAAUAGCAAUUUGGGCCGUAAAUUGCAAUUACUUCAAGUUCACUAAGUGAAGCGCAUAAACGCUUCCACUAAACGCAACCAAAAGCUUUAUAUAUUUGCGGGCGUAGCUUCCACAGAAAUCGGUGCUUCCCCCAGCUCCGCGAUGAAUUUUUUGCGCACAGCAUGCGAAAUCGCACGUACAUCAUCCGGCGUGGCUCGAACGUCGACGCUGCUACGAUCACGUAGCACUGCCGCAGCCGGUCGAAGCUUCAGUUCCAACCAGGUCGAACCAAAGCCCCAGCAGCCACCGAAAUCAACACCGUCCGCCGGUGGAAGCAAUGGAUCGAGCAUCAACACGCACACCCACACACCGAACGCGCUGGAGAAGCGUAUGCUGGUCUUCAUGAAGCGGUACAAAUCCAUCGAAGAAGUUCCUAACUUUGUCAGCCAGGAGAAGAUGGAACGGGUCCGGAAUCAGGUGCGAAUCAAGAUCGCCAAUUACAUGAUGAUUGCGACGGCGAUCGGCUGCAUCGUCAUGGUGAUCAGUGGCAAGAAGGCGCAGGAGCGGGGCGAAUCCGUUGCCCAGAUGAACCUGGACUGGCACAAGGAGUACAACGAGAAGGCCCGUGCCGACUACGAAGCGUCGCUGGCGGCGGAAGCGAAGAAGAAGUAAAAUGCUGUGUUACCCACCACAGGCUGGUCUCCGGCAAAGCCAUCAUCAAUUAUCCUUACACCUGACCUGUUUUUUGCUAGAAAGAAAGGUCCGGUGAUUAUUGUGCGCGUUAAAACUACGCCUCAUUUAAAGUGUUGAUCUUUUAGGCGCUAGAAUUUGAUAAAAUCAUCCUGUAAAUACAGCCAAGCGAUGGAAUAAUGUCA